UGAACAGCACUUACUUCAGUGCAGACCAUAGUUACUUAUUACUCAUCGGUCAGCCGUCAAAUAAUAACAUACAUCUUCUCACCCUAAAAGCUCACCCACACCAACGCAAAACCGCGUUAUGGCUUCACUCUCCGUUUCGCGCCACAACCACCUCUUAGCGGGUCUUCCGGCCCGGCACAAGCCCACCUCAAGGCCCACCAGGGUCCGAAUGUCCCUCCGCGAUGACGGCCCCUCCAUUGCCGUCGUCGGCGUCACUGGCGCCGUCGGCCAGGAGUUCCUCUCCGUCCUCUCCGACCGCGACUUCCCCUGCUCCAUCAAAAUGCUGGCCUCGCAGCGCUCCGCCGGCCGCCGCAUCACCUUUGAGGACAGGGACUACGUCGUGGAGGAGCUCACGGCGGAUAGCUUCGACGGCGUCGACAUCGCGCUCUUCAGCGCCGGCGGGUCCAUCAGCAAGAAGUUCGGCCCCGCUGCGGUGGAUCGGGGGACAGUGGUGGUGGACAAUAGCUCCGCCUUUCGGAUGGACGAGAAGGUGCCGCUGGUUAUUCCCGAAGUGAACCCCGAAGCGAUGCAGCACAUCAAAGCUGGAACGGGAAAAGGCGCGCUCAUUGCGAACCCUAAUUGCUCCACCAUUAUUUGCUUGAUGGCUGCUACCCCUCUUCAUCGACGAGCUAAGGUGUUACGAAUGGGUUUGUCUAGGACAUCAGCUGCCAGUGGUGCUGGUGCUGCUGCAAUGGAAGAGCUCGAGCUGCAAACUCGUGAGGUUUGGAUUAAGCUUUGUCUGUGUAGUUUGUUAGCUUGGUUUGAGCUGUCCUACCAUUGA
Molecule: messenger RNA, 820 nt
Organism: Vigna umbellata (rice bean)
Lineage: Eukaryota; Viridiplantae; Streptophyta; Magnoliopsida; Fabales; Fabaceae
Source: RefSeq, a predicted model, not a curated record